This is a messenger RNA of Acanthisitta chloris (rifleman), 2658 nucleotides long. It is a transcript of the gene ARHGAP45, whose product is annotated as histocompatibility (minor) HA-1. The record is from RefSeq and is a predicted model, not a curated record. The transcript is spliced from 20 exons. The annotation marks the transcript as partial. Gene Ontology annotation, molecular function: GTPase activator activity. Lineage: Eukaryota; Metazoa; Chordata; Aves; Passeriformes; Acanthisittidae. Gene Ontology annotation, cellular component: membrane. Gene Ontology annotation, biological process: activation of GTPase activity; signal transduction.
ACCCCACAGAGCCACAGAGGCCGCUGGCCCACGAGUGUCUGGGUGAGACCCUGCGCAUCCUGCGCCAGGUCAUCAACAAGUACCCACUGCUCAACACCCUGGAGACCCUGACGGCCGCCGGGACCCUCAUCUCCAAAGUCAAGGGUUUCCACUACGAGUCCAACAAUGAGGCAGACAAGAGGGAGUUCGAGAAGGCUGUGGAGACGAUUGCCGUGGCCUUCAGCAGCACCGUGUCCGAGUUCCUCAUGGGGGAGGUGGACAGCAGCACCAUCCUUUCCAUCCCACCUAGUGACCAGAACCAGAGUAUGGAGAACCUCUAUGGGGGGAUCCCUGGGCCUGGAGGAGACACUGUGUCUUCGGGCAUGGAGAGCUACAACACGGCUCGUCCUCCGGCCGAGGAGGUGGAUGUGAUGCUGCAGCGCUGCGAGGGAGGGGUGGACGCUGCUCUCCAGUAUGCCAAAACCAUCUCCAAGUACAUGAAGGACUUGAUCGGAUACCUGGAGAAAAGGACCACACUGGAGAUGGAGUUUGCCAAAGGGCUCCAGAAGAUGGCAAACAGCUGCAAGCAAACCAUCAGCCAGGAGACCAACAUGCCUUUCCUGUCCAUCUACCUGCUGGCCCUGGAGCAGGACAUGGAGCACGGGACAUCAGUUCUGCAGGCUGCCAACACCCUGCAGCACCAAACCUUCCUCCAGCCACUGACAGUGAGACGCCUCGAACACGAGAAGCGGAGGAAGGAGAUCAAGGAGCAGUGGCACCGGGCACAGAGGAAACUGCAAGAGGCAGAGGGGAACCUGCGCAAGGCCAAGCAGACGUACAUGCAGCGCAGCGAGGAGCACGACAAGGCCAAGUACAUGGCGGUGAAAGCAGAAGAGGAGCAGCAGAGCACAACCAGCAGCGUCACCACCAAAACUCUGGACAAGAAGAGACGGCUGGAAGAGGAAGCAAAGAACAAGGCAGAAGAGGCCAUGGCCACGUAUCGCACCUGCGUGGCCGACGCGAACACGCAGAAGCAGGAGCUGGAGGACACCAAGGUGAACUCCCUGCGGCAGAUCCACGAGGUGAUCAAACAGAGCGACCAGAUCAUCAAGACAGCUACCAUCUCCUUCUACCAGCUGAUGCACAUGCAGACGGCAGCUCUGCCCGUGAACUUCCAGACGCUGUGCGAGAGCAGCAAGCUGUACGACCCGGGGCAGCAAUACGCCUCCCACGUGCGGCAGCUGCAGCGCGGGGACGAGCCCGACGUGCAGUACGACUUCGAGCCCUACGUGUCCCACAACGCCUGGUCCCCCUUCACUCGGACACGGAAGGGAAGCUUCAAUGCCAGUGAGCUCUCCACAAGUGCUGAGGGGGCUGGAGCUGAGGGGCGGGCAGAGGCCAAGGAGUCUCCGAGCGGGACCGGAGCGGCCGAGCGGAGAGGUGGGAGGGGACACCAGGUCCAUAAAUCCUGGCCAACCUCUGCUGCUGACGCUGACAGCAGCCUGGACUCCAGCACAGGGGAAUUCAGCCACAAGCUCCAGCGGCUGUCAUCCAAUGGCACCGCGUCCUCCAGUGAGGAGCUGGAGGAGAAGGACGAAACAGCCACCCCCUUUGAGCAGAGCAUCAAUGGGAUCACCCCAGAGCUGACAGCCCCCACGGGACCCUUCCGGAACGUUGGCUUGUCCAAGGCUGCCCAGACCCAUCGGCUGAGGAAGCUCCGAGCCCCCUCCAAGUGUCGGGAGUGCAACAGCUACGUGUACUUCCAGGGAGCCGAGUGUGAGGAGUGCUACCUGGCCUGCCACAAGAAGUGCCUGGAGACCUUGGCCAUCCAGUGUGGGCACAAGAAGCUCCAAGGGAAGCUGCAGCUCUUUGGGCAGGACUUCAUGAAGGCGUCACGGGGCAGCCCAGAUGGGAUCCCCUUCAUCGUCAAGAAAUGCAUUUCGGAGAUUGAGAAGCGAGCACUGAAAACCAAGGGCAUCUACCGAGUUAACGGCGUCAAGACGCGCGUGGAGAAGCUUUGCCAGGCCUUUGAGAAUGGGAAGGAGCUGGUGGAGCUGUCCCAGGCCUCCCCCCACGACAUCAGCAACGUCCUGAAGCUGUACCUGAGACAGGUGAGGUGCUGCCGCCUGCCGUUCCGGCUGUACAACGAGCUGAUGGGGCUGGCCAAGGAGAGCCUGCAGGGUGGCGAGGCCAAGGGCCGUGGGGGCAAGGGGGGCCCUGAGCUGGUGGACCGAGGGGCCGACACCGACCGCGUGGUGCUGAGCCUGGUGCUGAAGCUGAGGGAGCUGCUGAAGGAGCUUCCCUGCGAGAACAUGGCCACGCUCCAGUACCUCCUGCAGCAUCUGAGGAGGAUUGUGGAAGUGGAGCAGGACAACAAGAUGACCUCAGGCAACCUGGGCAUUGUUUUUGGGCCAACUCUGAUGCGCCCCAGGCCCACGGAUGCCACAAUCUCCUUGUCCUCGCUGGUGGACUAUCCCCACCAGGCUCGCAUCAUCGAGGCACUCAUCAUCUUCUACCCCACCAUCUUCGAGCACAAGGAGCCCAGCAGACUCGGCUCGGGCAGCACGGAGGAGGUGCCAGGCAGUGCUGAGCAGCCCACGGCUCCCUCUGGCACUGUUCCUUACCUGGAGCUGCCUUCAGAGAAAGGGAACUUGGCUUUCAGCGUCGACUCGCUUGCAG